Molecule: messenger RNA, 336 nt
Organism: Macrosiphum euphorbiae (potato aphid)
Lineage: Eukaryota; Metazoa; Arthropoda; Insecta; Hemiptera; Aphididae
Source: the annotation of a GenBank genome assembly
AUGUCAAGAUUGUAUGAAAAGAUUUGCUUUAAAACAUCAUUGGAGAAGACAUAUGAUUUCUAUUAUAUGUUUAACGGACAUGACUAUAUAUGUAAAAAGUGUGGCAAAAUGUAUAUGCAUAGAGGGAGUCUUCAAAGACAUUCAAAAUUUGAAUGUGGAAUAACUCCAAAGUUUGGCUGUGGCUUUUGUGGAAGGAAAUUCUCUCAAAGAUCUAACUUAAGCAGGCACAUGGUCGAUAUACAUAGGAAUUCUUUUGAAGAAUUUAACAAUAAGCUUUCGGAAUCCAGAGACGAAGGUGAUUUAAUAUUGCAAGUCAGUAACCAAAACACCAUGUAA